Molecule: messenger RNA, 3393 nt
Organism: Chiloscyllium plagiosum (whitespotted bambooshark)
Lineage: Eukaryota; Metazoa; Chordata; Chondrichthyes; Orectolobiformes; Hemiscylliidae
Gene: plppr3a
Product: phospholipid phosphatase related 3a
Biological process (GO): signal transduction; phospholipid metabolic process; phospholipid dephosphorylation
Cellular component (GO): plasma membrane
Molecular function (GO): phosphatidate phosphatase activity
Source: RefSeq, a predicted model, not a curated record
UUUUCAAGGACGUUCAUGAGCGAACAGGCUCUCCUUGUGUGGGGUCGGGGGAGCGGGCUGCCGGCCCUGAUUGUGCUGGGGGAGCUGUUGGAUGGACUGGGAGCUCUCCCUCUUUGUUUUGACUCCAGCUCUGAGCUCUCUCUAUGGUAACCAGCUGACUCUUGCUGGACAGUUACCUUGAGCCAGAGUCAUUCAUUGCUUGCCCGGGAGAGGGUCUCUGAGACCACCCCCCACCCCGCCUUUCCUGCCUUGGAGAUGGAGAAUACACCCCCCUGCAGCCCCGCCUCUGGUCCCGGACACAGGCGGCCGUGAACAGAAUCCCCUCCUUCCCCAGUCCGGCUGCCUUUUCACUUCCAACAUCUGCCUGCUCCCCCUCCCUCCGAGAGAUUCACAUCCAGGCAGACUGCAGCGAGCGAGCUCUCUCCCUCUCCUCCCCAGCUCUGCGGUAACAAAAGAACAUGUAAUUUGGCCUUUAUCUUGUGACUGAAAGCAUCAGAAUGAUCUCUGCGAAGGACAUGCAGAAGAAGAAGCUCUCAAAAGACAGCAUGACCUUACUUCCUUGUUUCUACUUUGUCGAGCUUCCUAUUGUGGCUUCAUCAAUUGUGACACUGUACUUCCUGGAGCUGACGGAUUUGUUCAGGCCGGCCAAGGUUGGCUUUCAGUGCUAUGAUCGUGCACUGAGCAUGCCCUAUGUGGAGCCUAGUGAAGAACUCAUCCCCUUAUUGAUGCUGCUCAGCUUGGCAUUCGCUGGUCCUGCUGCCUCUAUUAUGAUUGGAGAAGGGAUCGUCUAUUGUUGUCAAUCAAAGCUGAAGAAUAAAGGUUCUGAAGGCAGCAUUAAUGCAGGAGGCUGCAACUUCAACUCCUUCCUCAGGCGGACUGUAAGGUUUGUUGGCGUGCACGUUUUUGGACUAUGUGCCACAGCCCUGGUGACUGACAUUAUUCAGCUGGCAACUGGCUACCAUGCCCCCUUCUUUCUCACCGUGUGCAAGCCCAACUAUACGCUUCAUGGCAUCUCGUGCGAUAAUAACCCAUACAUCACAAAGGAUAUCUGCUCUGGCUCAGACCAUCAUGCCAUCAUGUCUGCGAGGAAAAGCUUCCCUUCCCAGCAUGCUACAAUCUCCGCCUUCGCUGCAGUCUACAUCUCGAUGUACUUUAACUCAACGAUAUCCGACUGCACCAAGCUCCUGAAGCCAAUGCUGGUGUUUGCCUUUGCAAUUGCUGCAGGUAUUUGUGGCCUGACACAGAUUACACAAUACAGGAGCCACCCCAUCGAUGUAUAUGUGGGCUUUGUCUUUGGGGCAGGAAUUGCUGCGUACCUGGGGCUUCAUGCUGUGGGGAACUUCAAGGCCUCAGAUGAUGCCACCCCAAUGAAAGCUUCUCCCAAGAGUGGCCUUAGGCCCCUGGCUCAUCUCCGCCAUGAUUCGGUUUACCAGCAGAGUAAGUCCCUGAGCACGGACGAGCUGAAUCCACAGCCCAGACUCGAAGGCCUAGAGCAGCACCUGGCACAGCGGGAGAAGAACUCCUUGAACAGCCUGAAACGGGCCAGUGUUGACGUGGAGCUGCUGGCGCCUCGCAGCCCAAUGGGCAAGGAAAACAUGGUGACCUUCAGCAACACGCUGCCACGGGUAAACACACCGAACCUGGAUGAGGCCGCUCGCCGACACAUGACCAUUCAUGUCUCCAUGGACGCCUCCCGCUCCAAGCAGCUUAUCUCGCAGUGGAGGCAGAGGCCGGUGGAUGGCCUGGCCUUGGACCACGACCCUAACAUCAGCCAGUCACAGCCACAAAUGAGGGCUGCUCUGGAGCUGAGGGCUGGAGGCUUUGAGCAGGAGGAAGUGGCACCCUCCUCCCUCUACCCCACGGUGCAGUCCAGGGCCACUGAGAGAGGUGGGGCACGGGUCCUGAUCCAGUCCAGAGCAGGCACCUCGCAACUGGUCCACAUCCCUGAGGAAAGCCAGGCGAGUGUCAGCACCUCCCCGAAAGGUAACUCAGCUCGGGCCAAGUGGAUGCUGCUGGCGGAGAAGGGAGGGAUUCCACGGGCCCAGCCCCAACCCCGCAUCAUGCAGGUCAUCGCCAUGUCCAAGCAGCAGAGCACGGUGACGGUAACACCGAGGCACUCGGAGACCUCCAGCAGCUCAGAGUCUUCGCAGUACAAGUCACCCUCAGACCGGGACUCAUCCAGCAUCGUGACAGUGGACGCCCACGGCUCACACCCAGUUGUGCAUGUCUCCUCAGCCAAUGGCGCCGCAGGGCCCUGGGAGUGGAAGUCGCCACAGGCUGGUGAGGCCUACGAGCUGAACGACCUCAGCAGGGACUACCGGAGCUACCGACCCGCCAAGAGCGGGGGCAGCGCUGGAGGAGUAUCACCCGGAUCCUCGGCCAGUGACCUGGAACAUGAAGACACUCGCUUCUGCAGCGUUGCCACGAUCAACGUGGCAGCAGCCGAGAGGAGCGAGACCAACUCGGAGAGCCUGACCGUCGGCUCCAGCCGGGACUCGACAUUAAGGAGGAAACCCAACCCGGCUUUCCUAGUUGAACGGGAAACCAGCACAGACAGCGACCAGGAGGCUUACUACAAGAAGCUUCAAGCCAACAGGAGAUUUAAAGACUGACCUGGACCCUCCUAGAGGGGCAUUCCGUUCCUGAAACAGCCCGGAUACCAACUCCCGACAGUGCUUAGCUGCUGAGAAUUGGUUAUCCCUUAUCCCCACAUUGAACAUGAUGGGAGAAAUAAAACAGUCUUUGCAAGGAGAUCUCUUUUUUUGCCUCCAUUUGCAAUACAAUUCUGUUCUUCAAAACUGAUUUUGUUUGCAGUUUGAAGCCUUUCCUUGACUCAGAACAGCUGGGAAUACAGAUCCAGAUUGAAACUUCCAAGGCCCUACAUAUGAUGUUUUUCAGAUCUUUUUUUUAAAAAAAGUUGUAUUUACUCACACCUUUCCUGCCCUCAGGAGGUCCCACAGCACUUUGGAGCGAAGUGAUUGCUUCAGAGACAAAGAUGAAUGGGCCAUUUCAAUUUGCAUGUUAUUUGUGUUGUUAUGUAUUCCAGCCUUUUGGAAUUGUAGUCUUGUAUUUAAGUUUGUGGUUUGAAAUUGGUUAAUGGUUAAAGAAGCAAGAAGUGAGAUUAGUGUCUUGUGUGGUUGACCCUAAUAGUGUAAUCUGUUGCUUGUGACUGUUUAAUAUGUUGGUCAGCAUCCUGAGCCAGGAAUUGUACUUUAUAGAAGAUAUGGACAGUAAGCAGUGCCAAAUGGUACCAACCCUUUGUGUUGGAUUGAACCUGCAGAUAUUUUCAUUGUAUACAAGAUAGCUGGGUGUUAUGAUCUUUUCAUUGAUGUGAUUAAUGAUUGUAAGCAGGCAAGCACAGUGAUCUCGCAUGACCUGCCAGGAACAAGCAGC